AUGAUGCCUCGUCUCUCCUUCUUCCUCGGUCUCAUGACCAUCGCCGCUGCCGCCCCGAUCACCGAGGACUCUGAAGUCCGCGCUGCUCAGCGCAUCACCGAGUUUUCGAAGCAGUACCAGCAAAACACCAUAUCUGCCAUCAGCAACAGCACGAAUGGAUGCACCCCUGAGAACAUCCGCCGCCGCAAGGAAUGGCCGGCCCUCACCGACGACGAGAGAAGAUCUUUCAUCGCCUCCCUCCACUGCAUCAACACCCUCCCCGCCAAGACGUCGCCCUACCACGCCCCCGGCGCCCGCACGCGCUACGACGACUACAUCAUCACCCACAUCGACGCGACCGACUUCGUGCACGCCUCGGGCCUCUUCCUGCCCUUCCACCGCCACCUGCUGCACCUCUUCGAGCACGACCUGCGCUCGCUCUGCGGCUACGCGGGCCCCAUGCCCUACUGGGACUGGACCAAGUCCUACCUGGACCCGCGCAAGGCCGAGGUGUUUGACGGCUCCGACUUGAGCCUGGGCGGCAACGGGCUCUACAUCCCCGGACGGAAGGCGACCACGAUCGAGCUGCCCGGCGGCUUCUCCCUGGACAUCCCGCCUGCCACGGGCGGCGGCUGCGUGACCGCCGGUCCAUUUGCGGCGGGCAAGUGGGAGAUUAGGCUCGGCCCUGUGGGCUUCCAUCCGCAGGGGCCGAAUGGUGGGCGGGGGUACAACCCGCGCUGUCUGACGCGUGAUCUCAGUCCGAGCUUCAGCAGGGGCACGCGGCCCUCGGCGGUUACCGAGCUGAUGGACGUGUGCGGCGAUGAUCUGGGCUGUGUCAACAUGGAGAUGGACGCCCCCGGCGGCGUGCCCGGCGGCAUCCAUGCGAGCGGGCACUGGCAGAUCGGGCUCGACGGGCUGGAUGUCUACGCCAGCCCCAGCGAUCCCGCCUUCUGGCUGCACCAUGCGCAGCUCGACCGCGUGUGGACCAUGUGGCAGGGUCAGAAUCUCACCAAGAGGACGUACCAGGUUUGGGGAACGAUGACGGCCGCGAAUGUUCCUGCUAGUCCUAACGUCACCCUCGACACGAUGGUGGAGUUUGGCAUUCUCGAUUCACCGAAGCCGAUUCGGGAGCUUGUCUCGCCCGUCGGAGGGAAGUAUUGCUAUAUCUACGAGUGAAGGAAAUUCUGAUUUGCGGCGUUUUGACGCAAGGAAAAGGGACUAGAUGGUGGCGACAUGUGGAAAGAUGAAUGGAUGGACAGAACGGUGGAUUU
This is a messenger RNA of Chaetomium strumarium, 1250 nucleotides long. RefSeq lists its product as uncharacterized. Bases 1 to 1155 code for a protein of 384 amino acids. The record is from RefSeq and is a predicted model, not a curated record. Lineage: Eukaryota; Fungi; Ascomycota; Sordariomycetes; Sordariales; Chaetomiaceae. The transcript has 3 exons. Gene Ontology annotation, molecular function: oxidoreductase activity.